AUGAGCGGUCCAUUAGUGGGGGUGGCCAUUAACGACAAGUCUGCCAGGUUGGCGCGGCGUUACGCCCUUGAGUCCAACUAUGACGUUGCGGUGGCCUUCUACACGGGGCUCGACAAGGAUUUUGAGGUGUACAUGGAGUGCUGCGAAGACGCUUCUGAGCGGGCCCGCUGGGCUCUCCUGCGUGAGAAGAUCGCCGAGGAGUGCUCUCUCGUACGCUCCAUCCAGGAGGAGCUCAAGGCGCUAGUGAACCCGGUGGAGGCGGCGCGGCUGGAACGUGCGCAGCAGGGUGACAGCGGCGUGGCGCAAGUGUCGCCGCCCAGGCCUCGCGUGGCACGUGACUCGUAUCCAGGACGUGCAGCAACGACACGGCCCGCGCGCCCCACCGGUUUCCGAGCAACCAACACGGCUACCUCGGCCUCGCCCCCGCCGGCCCUUCACCGCGCCGCAGAGAGUGCCGGGGCGCUCAACCAGGUGCUAUAUGGAGAUAAAGAUCGAUUUGGCCCUCCAGAGGGGCCAGCUAUCAAGCCGCAGCCGCGGCCAGGUGGAGUGUCCAAGCCAUCACAACGCCACAGCUCCCCUGCUUUUCGCAGGGGUGCACCUGCAGGGGGUGCAUUGACAAAGCCGUCCUCUCCUCUUAGUAACGCCAAGGCUAAGGUGGUCACGCGGCGUGCAGAGAAACCCGCGGACGGUGGCGGACGUCGUCAGGGAACGCGGACCACUGUCCCGCGUUUUGCUCCACGCAGUGGAGAAGAAGAGUUAGUCUCACUCAUCGAGGCGGACAUGCACGUUGGCCCAACGUCCUUGUCGUGGGCUGAUAUUGCUGGGCUAGAAGAGGCCAAAGGGCUACUUGAGGAGGCUGUUGUCUACCCGGUGCUGAUGCCGGAUUACUAUCAGGGAAUCCGGCGACCAUGGAAGGGGGUUCUCCUGUACGGGCCACCUGGGACGGGAAAAACAAUGCUCGCUAAGGCGGUCGCGUCGGAGUGCAACACAACUUUCUUCAAUAUCUCACCCGCUACCUUAACCAGUAAGUGGCGCGGUGAUAGCGAGAAACUUAUCCGGAUUCUUUUUGAGAUGGCACGACAUUACGCACCGAGUACCAUAUUUAUUGACGAAAUUGAUUCCCUGUGUGGGCAGCGGGGAGAUGGGGGCGAGCAUGAGGCCUCGCGCCGUGCGAAAGGGACGUUACUAGCCCAGAUGGAUGGUGUUGGUGUUGAUCCUGGAAAGAUAGUCAUGGUUUUGGGCGCCACAAAUCAUCCGUGGUCUAUCGACGAGGCGAUGCGUCGCCGAUUGGAGAAACGUAUAUACAUUCCUCUUCCAGAUUUCAACGAUCGUGUGGAGCUCUUCCGCAUCAACACCCAAUCGCUGAAGUUGUCUUCCGACGUGGACUUUAAACGCCUGUCGACGAUGCUGGAGGGUAGACACUACAGUUGUGCCGACAUUACAAAUCUAGUGCGUGACGCGGCGAUGAUGACGAUGCGGCGCUUCAGGGAGGAAAUGGACAAGUCAGAGCUCAAACGACGCGCGGCAGAAAUUGGCAAGCUGGUGGCAGACCAGCCAACGACUAUGAAUGACUUCCUGAGUGCUGUGAAGAAUGUGCCGAGCAGCGUCAACGUGGAGCAGAUCGUGAAGUUCGAGAAGUGGAAGAAAGAGUUCGAGACAAACGUGUAG
Molecule: messenger RNA, 1668 nt
Organism: Trypanosoma grayi
Lineage: Eukaryota; Euglenozoa; Kinetoplastea; Trypanosomatida; Trypanosomatidae
Product: katanin
Exons: 1
Coding region: 1-1668 (555 amino acids)
Biological process (GO): microtubule severing
Cellular component (GO): microtubule cytoskeleton
Molecular function (GO): microtubule severing ATPase activity; microtubule binding; ATP hydrolysis activity
Source: RefSeq, a predicted model, not a curated record